ACCAUCUCUGGAGAAUCACAGAAUUGUUUAAGUUGGAAAAGACUUUUAAGAUCAUCAGGUGCAAACCUUAACCUAACACUGCCAAGCCCACCACUAAACCAUGUCCCUAAGUACCACAUCUCCACAUCUUUUAAAUACCUCUAGGGAUGGGAACUCCACCACUUCCCUGGACAGCCUGUUCCAAUGCUUGACAACUCUUUCUGUGAAGUGAUAUUUCCUAAUAUCUAUUUUAAACCUUGCAACUUGAGGCCAUUUCCUCUUUUCCUGUCACUUUUUACUUACAAGAAGAGACCAACACCCAUCUCACUACAGCCUCCUUUCAUAUAGCUGCAGAGAGCAAUAAGGUUGCCCCUAGGCCUCCUCUUCUCCAGAAUAAACAGUCCCAGUUCCCUCAGCUGCUCCUCAUAACCCUGUUUACCAAAGGAUGUACCCUGCAACCCCAGCCCAUGGGUGCUGCCACACAGCAGAGGGCUGAUAGGGUCUGUUGCCUGCGGGACACCCUGUACUCCCAGUCCAUGAGGGAGACAGAGCUCCUGUACGGGAGGCAGUGCAUGUGAGUCAAGCCAUGGAUGGAUCCCACCACACUUACCUCAGAUGGUCCUUGGGGCUCACUACUCAGACAGGUGACCCAUGACACUCUGUUGUUUCCAUCUGAGGUGGACACCAAGCCACCUGUCUCCAUCUAUAGGAGCCAGUCAGGGCUUUCUACCUCACCCAGUGAAGGCUGCGCAGUCCAUCCUGCUGGUAGCAAGGCUAGUGAGAGGUGCUGGAUCUUUCAUAUCUUGAUUUCGGACUUCAACACCUACCACAUCUCUGAGAGACAGAGAUGGAAAUAUGCAUACCUAGCCAUCUUGUCUCCUACCUCUCCUCCUAACACCUGCUUGUGGAUGACUAAGCUUGGAUGGACCCAGGACAUGGCCCUGGGCAACCUGCUUUGAGGAAGGGGUUGGAUUAAAUCUUCAGAGGCCCCUUCCAAACUUAUCCACUCUGAACAAGGCCAUCAUCCUGGGCUCCCAGUCAAAAAUAUCUCACAGCAUCUGUCUCAAUUUGGGAAAUGCAUCUGCAGCUCCCACAGCCUUUCCUCUGUGGUCUCCUCACACAUGUCUUUCCUGGCCUUAAACACCUGCAGUGACCCUCCAGUCCAUAUUUCACUGGAGUGUUUCGUAGCAGUGCACUUCCCUCCCCUCUUCCACAACACCCUGCAAAUGCCAGAUGGUAUCUGAGAGUCUGAUGAGCAUGUGGUUCAGAGACAUUUUAUGUGGCCCCUGCCUCAUGUGGUGAUGGUUUGUCCUCCAUGACACACAAGUGUGGGGGGUUUUGGGUGCCUAGUUGCCUCUUGAAGGCUGUGAUUGGCACACACAUCUCUGUGGUUAUAGGGUGGCUGGUAAGUAAGCCUUGUGGUGGAGCAGAGUGUGAGUGGGUCUCAUCUCCAGGGUGUGCUGUUGUGUCCUCUCCCCUACACAGCCCUGCUGGACAGCUGUGCCAAAGUACUUCCUUGGGUUGAUGCCACCUGAUGCCUCUUGAGCCAGGGAUACCUGGGCCAUAUCACCAUCCUGCCAUCCGUCGCUCACCUUGCCGGUGCCUGUAUGUGCUCACCCUGAGCUCAAGCCAGCAGGCUUCCCUUCUCUCACAGCUCGUAUGUUUUAAUAGCCAGUGAUCUCUCCAUCACGCUGUUUUAUGAGCCUCCAGCCACUGUUAGCAUCACUGCAAUGAAGUGUUACAGCUGGUCAAGUACUAGGGGUAAGUGGGCAGUGAGACAAUUCCCCACUAGCUAUAUUGCGUGCUGAUUAUCGACAGCAAUUGAGUAGCCCAGCACUGAGCCCUUUGUGUCUUACAGCUUUCUGUUUCCCUUCCACUUCUGUCAGUGUAGGGUCUGACAAGUGAGUCUCUUUAUUACUCACAUGAGAUGCCAAGGCAUUGGUUUGGUUGCCAGCCUGAGGCUCUCGUGUGCUUUGGAUGUGCCUGUGCUCCAGAUGUACCGGUGCUCAGACAGAAGCACAGCCUGAAACCCUGACACUGGCACCAUUGUGCCUAUCGCCUGCUCCCUCCCUGCCCCAAGCACCAUACCCAUCCCAAGAGGGCUUUUGGGUGCAGCAGUAUCCGUGUGAGGAGGGUUGGGGAGACUUUCUGCAGCCUAGAGAGGGGCUACACGACAUUCCAAGCUGCUUAGUGUGACCACCUCCCUGCCCAGAGCUGUGCAAGCACGACUCCACUCAGCAUUCAGCUCGGGGGCCCUGCAUCUCUAGCUGCACAGGAUGAUCUAACACCAGAUAGCUCAUCUCCUUGGCCUUGCUUAGCUUUGGUUUCAGCACAGCUUUUCACAUCCACAGUUGCUGAGUACCACUGCUAGCCCCAUUUGGUCAGCAGAUUGACGUUCAAGACCAAACUGACACGAAAUCUCCUAUGUGCGAGGGGGAGGUGCCAUAGAAACCCUCGAAUGCCAAUAAGCUGCUGGUGCUGGUCACUUGCCCUGCACAUGCAGCCUGUGACAGUCCUCCAGCACCACUGGCUGGCCCUGCUCCUCCUGGCUGGGUUGCACGGCUGUGCAGCCCCCCUUCCCCUCCUCCCCGGCCCUGCCUCCAGUGGGACCCACAGCUGAUCUUGUUAAACCUGCAGGCUCUCUGUUAAGGUCUGGAAGAAGGCUGUUGCUUGAGCUGCUGGAGGACAUGAGUCCAGUCUUGCUCCUCCUCACUUGCUUGCAUGUUGGGACUACUGCUGCUGACCACCUCUCCCUGGUCUCUGCUGAGGGGUCUCAGAACAUCACACAACAUCUACACAUCAGGACAACGAAUGCAUCCAACAACUGCAGUGUCGCAAAUCUAGAACUCUAUCGCAAUGUUCGUCUCAUUGAAUUUGCUCUGUAUAUCCUCAUUUUCUUUUUUGGAGCGCUACUUAAUGCCCUCGCCCUCUGGGUGUUCUUCUGCAAGAUAAAAAAUUGGACAGAAACCAGAGUGUAUGUAAUUAAUUUAGUCCUUGCAGACUGCUUCGUUAUCUGUACCUUGCCUUUCAGGGCUUAUUUGAUCUGGAAUAAGUCAACUCGAGAUGAACUCUGCCAGUUUGUAGAGGCAAUGUAUUUUAUCAACAUGGUAGUGAGCAUCUACAUAAUUUCAUUUAUUUCCAUUGAUCGAUACAUUGCCAUAAAGCACCCACUGAAAGCCAGGACCUUCAGGUCACCAUCAAAGGCUGCACUUCUCUGUGGGCUUCUGUGGGUCUCCGUGAUAACUGGUGCCACCUUACGUCUUCGGCAGAGACAUGCUGCUCUUUGCUUUCAGAAGGAUACUACCGCACCUGCUACUCUGAGCCUGCUUACCAUUUUCUUCGUUUUUACUAUUCCAUUAGCAAUCCUGAGUUUUUGCUCCACAGAAGUCAUCAGGAACCUUAAGAGACAUCUGAACACAGAUUCACCAGAGAAUAAAUUAAUCCAGAGAGCUGUUUACAUUAUUUACGCAAAUCUGAUUGUAUUUCUAAUAUGUUUUCUGCCAGCCUACCUUGGGUUGCUUGCCGGAUUCAUAAUGGAGAAGGUCGGAGCUGCCUGUUUCCUGAUCCAGGUUAUUAGGAACUUCUCCUCUGUGACGAGGUGUGUUGCCACAUCCAACUGUUGCCUGGAUAGCAUCUGCUACUAUUUUGUGAGCAAAGAGUUCCAUGAAGCCCUUCUACUGCACAAGCCAAACACUGAAAAAACAGACCAAAUCCACUCCAUGCAGACACACACUUGUUAAAGGAAGAGGGGACACACACACACACACACACACACACACACACACACAAACAAAAGACCAAACCCCAAAAAACUCACAACAACUCUAUAACAUCAGGAGAAGAUACAUCUUCAGUCUUAGUGGGAUGAAUGUUGCUCUUUCUCUUGAGGGAGAUCUUUGUUAGGUUUAGCAUUACUAAGUUAAUUGUGAUUUAUACUCUAGGCUUCUAUAAAACAAAGAAGUUGUAUCACAGAGACCUGUAAAAGUGUACAUGUAAUUGCUACUUGUUAAUGUGUCUCGAUUUCAAGGACCAGCACCUAGUUGUUACUCUUAUGCGAAGACAGGUGACCCAUCUAUGUCUCCCUGAUUUGGUGCAUUGUGCAGCUAAAGUAAAUUGAUCCUUAUUGCCAACAUGUACAAAAAACAUAUGAUGUUUCACUUCAUUGUGUACUUCAGGUUGUUUAUAUUAUUAAAA
This is a messenger RNA of Cuculus canorus (common cuckoo), 4173 nucleotides long. Its product is annotated as G-protein coupled receptor 35. Gene Ontology annotation, molecular function: chemokine receptor activity. The transcript has 3 exons. Gene Ontology annotation, cellular component: membrane. Bases 2667 to 3719 code for a protein of 350 amino acids. Lineage: Eukaryota; Metazoa; Chordata; Aves; Cuculiformes; Cuculidae. Gene Ontology annotation, biological process: chemokine-mediated signaling pathway; phospholipase C-activating G protein-coupled receptor signaling pathway; positive regulation of Rho protein signal transduction. The record is from RefSeq and is a predicted model, not a curated record.